GGUUCUGUGGAAUCCAGUGCUGAUGCGGCGAUGCAAAAGAAAAUGAGGCGUGUUAAGGACCGAGCGGAUAGAGCAACAGUAGAACAGGUACUCGAUCCAAGAACAAGAUUAGUUCUUUUUCGUCUUCUACAACGUGGAACUUUGACUAACAUACAUGGAUGUAUCUCAACUGGGAAGGAAGCGAACGUCUAUCACGCUAAGGAUGGCAGUACUUCUUUUGCAGUGAAAGUCUACAAAACAAGUAUCCUCACUUUCAAAGAUCGUGAGCGCUAUGUCACCGGUGAAUACAGAUAUCGUACAGGCUACUGCAAACAUAAUCCGCGUAAAAUGGUGGCACUUUGGGCUGAAAAAGAAAUGCGAAACCUCUUGCGAAUGCAUGAAGCUGGUCUUCCAGUUCCAAAACCUGUACUGUUAAAGGGCCAUGUCUUGGUUAUGGAAUUCAUCGGUCAUGAUGGCUGGCCUGCUCCACUAUUAAAAAAUGCGACUCUAACUCUUGAGGUAGCGGAUUCGUUGUAUCUACAACUAGUUCGUGACAUGCGGACGUUAUACCGUACCUGUAAGUUGGUUCAUGCUGAUCUUUCGGAGUACAACAUUCUCGUUCUGGAUGAUCGCCUAUAUAUUAUUGAUGUAUCACAAUCGGUAGAGCAUGAUCAUCCGUACUCUCUACACUUCUUGAGACUAGAUUGUAAUAAUGUCAACAAGUUUUUCAGGAAUCUAUCUGUUUCUGUGCUUCCUACCUGUAAACUAUUUGAGUUGAUCGUCGACCCUUUAGUCACUAACAGAGACACAGUAGUAACUUUAGAUACGUCUGAUGACAUGUUGUUUAUGAAUGCAUUUAUACCUCAGAAACUCGAUCAUGUGUUACAUUUUGAGAGGGAUAGUACACUGUUGAGAACCGGACAAGAAACGAAUAAUCCGUUUCAAAACAUCGUUUCCAAAGUUGACGUGUUGGGAGAAGGUUUUGUUAGAGAUUCUGAAAUUGAUGAAGUUGUUACAAAGGAGCGAAACAAAGUAGUAAUCAACAAGUACUUCAGGGACAAAUCGGAAACACCUGAGCAGCGAAAAGCAAGGAAGCAAGCGAUAAAGGAAGAACAAAGAGAGAAUAGGAAGACGAAAACACCAAAGCAUGUGAAGAAGCGUGCGCAUAGGCAGCACAUGAAGUAG
Molecule: messenger RNA, 1164 nt
Organism: Angiostrongylus costaricensis
Lineage: Eukaryota; Metazoa; Nematoda; Chromadorea; Rhabditida; Metastrongylidae
Source: the annotation of a GenBank genome assembly